Molecule: messenger RNA, 2381 nt
Organism: Cadophora gregata
Lineage: Eukaryota; Fungi; Ascomycota; Leotiomycetes; Helotiales; Ploettnerulaceae
Exons: 7
Coding region: 1113-2381 (422 amino acids)
Source: RefSeq, a predicted model, not a curated record
CCUAACAACGCCAUGCACCUUGCCAAUAUUUCCGCCAGCGCAGUAGUACACCGCAUGGGCAUCGCAUGGCAGCCUCCCUUCCUUUCAAGUUUCUUCCAUUCAAAUUCAAGAUUAUUGUUCAAGCCCCAAGUUGGGACGAAUACUGUAUGUACCUAGUGCUUAAUCUAGUAACUACCCCCUCGCCCCCUCUAGCACUGCAAACGGUAAAGCUCUAGACUCUAGACCCGCGCUGGUGCCAAACCUGACAACACCCCACAUGGGGUCCGAACACUCCCCUGGUGCCCUGCCUGCAGGUGCAGUGCGCACCCUGGACUCUGGAGCUCCCUGGGCCAGCCCAGCCUACUCGUAGAUGGACAUGGAUGCAUUUGUUCUUGACCUUAACCUCUGAGACCUGGAGACCUCACGACGGGGAGGAAGAGAGAUGGGGAAUGGGGAAUGGGGAAUGUGACUAUUGGGGGUUGUUUUGGAUGGUUCGGGAGGUUUGGGAGGUGAGGGGGAGAGUGGUGAUUGGUUUGUUGGCGGAAAUGAGUGAAUGGGGUGGCUUUGGGGGAGAGACAAGUGGAGGCGAGGAGGGCUGAAGGAGAACGAACUAGGGUAAGGUAAGGUAGGUGAUACAGUACUAUGCCAUUGUGAACGAAGGAACAAACGAACGAACGAACGAACCACCGCUCAGGCCUGCCAUGUGGCCAUCGCAUCGCAUCGCAUCUCAACCCAUCACAUCGCAUCCCGCGAUAGAAGGAUGGACAUGGAUAGACUGGUUGAGCUAAUCAUAUAACUUAGAGCCUACCUGUUCUCCACCCACCGACAGAUCCCUUGAUUCAUUUUUCACGCAUUCACUGCUCUGCUCAGUCGGUCCGUUACAGUAGCGUCGCCGCUCGCUCCCUUACGACAUAACUUUCGUUGCGCGCGUGCGCGCUCUGCUCCCUUCCCUUUGAUAUGCCAGCUCAUCCCAGGUCUUCCCUCGCUCGAGAAUAAAUAAACUUUGCUUUUGUGUCUUACUCGGUACUCGGUAUUGGCAUUGGUUGAUUCGGCCUGCCUCGAUACUACCCUACCUACCUACCUACCACAUCGCUGGACUUGCUUGGAAAGUAACUUAUACCAAGAAAGCAAGUAUGCAGCAGCCGCCGCUCAGUGUGAUCCAGUCUUGGCCGGAGCCGAACUAUAUCGAUCCUGAGACCAGAGGAUAUUCCAAUGUCGUAUUGAACAUCAUUCUUUACAUCAUCUUACUCAGCUUUGUGGGGUUGCGGAUAUGGACGAGGAAAUGUCUCAAGAAUGCUUUUGGUGUUGAUGAUACCUUCAUCCUACUUGCUUUGGUGCCAACAACAGGUUUCUUCGUCAUCAGCAUCCUGAAAGAUACCAAGUAUCUCUGGAUCAGACACACAUACGACAUCCCAAUCAGCCAUGUAACGGGUGGUCUCAAAAUGGUUCUCGCAGCCGAAGUCACGUUUGCAGCAGCCAUCACGCUCACUAAACUUUCCAUGCUGAUGCUCGUACGGAGACUUCUGAUCAAUGCGUCGCUGUUAUGGCGGAGAGUGACCCUGGCUGCUAUCGUCAUAGUGACAAUUCAAGGAAGUGUGUUUUGCUUGACGGUGAUUUUCCAAUGUCGCCCAAUCCACGACUACUGGAAAGUAACCAAAGGCCCCCAACCCAACUGCAUCUCCCAACCAGCCACUCUCCUCGCCGCCGGAAUAAUCAACACCUUCACCGACCUCGCCACCGUCCUCCUCCCCAUCCGCACAGUCUGGACGCUCCAACUCCCUCGGCACCAGGUAAUCAUCGUAGCCAUCCUCUUCGGACUGGGAUUCAUCUCCUGCAUCGCAGGCAUCAUCCGCACGUAUUACAUGUACGAGGUUACCACCGGGUGGGACCAGACUUGGAGGAGUUAUCCCGUCUGGGUGACUAGUGCGUUGGAGUUGUAUAUUGGGAUUAUAUGUGCCUCCAUCCCCGCAACCAAACCCUUCUUCUCCACCUACCUCCCCGCCCUCUUCGGCUCCCUGACAUCCGUCUCAUCCGGUAGUACAUCAUCAUCAUCAUCGCACACAACCUCAAACUCGAACUCAAACUCGCAUCGCAGGAAGCAGUACGGCCAGAGAAGUGGGAUUGUCACGCCGCGUAGUGAGGAGGCUUUGUGGGAUCUGGAGAAGAGUCUUGCGGAGGGGGGAAGUGCGGUUGCUGUUGCUGUUGUUGGUGGUGGUGGUGGUGAUGGGAAGGGGGAGAAGAUGGUUAGGAGGGAAGUGAGCGUUACGGGGAAGAGAGGGGGUGGGAGGGGAAGGGGGUUGGCUAGUGCGAGGGAGAAAGGAGAGGGCGAGAGGGAGAGUGAGAGUGAGGAGAGUGUGGAGGGGAUUUUGGUGGUGCAGACUUUUGAGAUGAGUGGGAGGUGA